AUGAUGGACCGCUGUAGGUGUUGCGUGCUGGUGGCCGGCUGUGCCAUUAUCGUCCUGGUGGUCGGGGAACCGGUGAUGCAGAACAAGGUCACGUUCAUUGAUGCUGCCUGCCAGAGAUUAGCUCGGAAGGACGAAGGGAAAAGUAUCGACUGUGAGAAGGUCUGGAGUGCCCUUGAGCAAGCGUACGUGGGCCAGGAACCCUGUACGGUCCUGCCGAAGGCCUACGAUCACCUGCUGUCCGUCGCACCUCCGCAGCCCAUGUGCAACAAGAUGAUGUUUUGGAGCGGGACCAAGGAGGUGGCCGACCGGGUGGCAGAGGGCUGCUACCAGACGAUGGCGGACACAUUGCUGGGAUCUGUACUGGAUGGAAAGGUCUGGUGUGGGGAGAAGGGGAGCAAAGAAACUUUCACCUCUGGUUGUCCCGGCUGGUCUGAUUGUAAGAACAACCCGGUCAGAUCCUUCUGGAGCAGAGCGUCUGCUGAGUUUGCAGCGGUAGCCUGCGGAAGAACUGUCGUCCUGCUCAACGGCUCCAGCCCAACCCCCUUCAACCCUACCAGGGCGAACUGUAAGGAUGCAUCUUUAAAGAAAUUAAAGGCGAAGCUCAAUCCUAAAAUCCGUUACGAUUGCACGCAGAAGAUAGAGUAA
This is a messenger RNA of Gadus chalcogrammus (walleye pollock), 645 nucleotides long. RefSeq names its product ADP-ribosyl cyclase/cyclic ADP-ribose hydrolase 1-like. The coding region runs from base 1 to 645 and encodes 214 amino acids. The transcript has 6 exons. NCBI's taxonomy places the organism in Eukaryota, Metazoa, Chordata, Actinopteri, Gadiformes, Gadidae. Gene Ontology annotation, biological process: positive regulation of B cell proliferation. The record is from RefSeq and is a predicted model, not a curated record. Gene Ontology annotation, cellular component: plasma membrane. Gene Ontology annotation, molecular function: NAD+ nucleosidase activity; phosphorus-oxygen lyase activity.